Messenger RNA from Saccoglossus kowalevskii, 1883 nucleotides. RefSeq names its product diphthamide biosynthesis protein 3-like. The record is from RefSeq and is a predicted model, not a curated record. Gene Ontology annotation, molecular function: metal ion binding. Gene Ontology annotation, biological process: protein histidyl modification to diphthamide. Lineage: Eukaryota; Metazoa; Hemichordata; Enteropneusta; Harrimaniidae.
CAGCCAUGUUGUCGCGACCACGUUGUGUUCUCUGACGGUUUGGCGAAAUGUCUGUUUACCAUGAUGAGAUAGAAAUAGAAGACAUGGAAUAUGACGAAGAAGAGGAAAUAUAUUACUACCCAUGUCCUUGUGGUGACAGAUUUGAAAUAACGAAGGAAGAUUUACAGAAUGGUGAGGAUGUAGCAACUUGUCCGAGUUGUUCACUCAUUAUCAAAGUUAUUUAUGAUAUUGAUGACUUUGCAAAUGAGGACGAAGAAGUGAUUCCCAGUAAAAGAGAAUUGGAGAAGGCGUGACAGUUGAUGAAUGGUUGCCAUAUUAUGACAAGCAGCUGAUUUGCAUAUUAAUGUUGAACCACCUGGCGAAAGAACACUGACCAAUAAGCUGUGACUAAUUAAUUUAUGAGAGCAAUGGGUCCUAGAAGUCAGUGUCUGGUAGCCUUGAUGUUGGACUUGUGUGGUUCAUACAGAUUUUUUGUUGUUGGAUAAAUUUGUUAAAGCGGGGAGUCGUCCCCUGCGCAUGCAUCAGUUGGCCAUAGCAUGUCAUCGUAACAAACAAGUGUCUACCCAUGAGCCUUUGCAUUUUUAGCAUGUGUAGUUAUCGUCACUUGGGACUCAAUUCCUGUGCGUGCACAGGUGACAACCCUCUCGCUUUAAAGAAGACUACUACCGGUAUAAACAUACCCAUAAUAAUUCAUCAAUUGAUAAUGGAUAUGAGGAUAAUAUGAAAUCCAUAUGUAAUGAAGAUUUCCUUGUGAGUUUCAUGCGCACAUCAAUUGAACCAUCCAACCAAUGGCAUCCAAUAAAUGCAAUAGUCACAUGGUAAGCAAGGUUAUCACCUUAUUCAAAAAUAGCAAGAACACAUUAGACCAACAACAAAAAAAUCUGUUCUUGGUCCAAGAUUGCUUGAAAGAAUUAUGUGGUGAUGUUUUCUCAAUGCACAGUUGUAAACCUUUUAAUCGUUUUAUUUAUAUUACAUUUAUUUUCUUCCUCAUGUGCAUGAACUAUUUUAAAUUUAUGUGAACACCGACUUGUAUUCUCAGUGACACUCAAUUUUAAGAAAUGUACAUCUGUUAUGCGAUUUUGUGAUUACCUCACACAUGUCAUAUUACACCAGUUGCUGACCCUUAUCAAUUUUUUUUCUGUUUUAUGAGUUUGUAGGGUUUUGAGCAUGUAGCAUUUACACGCAAUUAUCGCAUUACCAAGUCAAGAUGAAGUCAUUGUGGUAUCAUUUUAAAGAAAAGUUGGCACCACAUUUGUUCAUCUUUAUUGGAGACGGGGUCUUAGCAUGUUCAAAAAGAUUCUUCAUAUAAAUACACGAUGUUUUCUAUACAAAGAUGACGCCAGUACAGCAACAAAGUUCUAUUUUAAAACGGUAAAUCCGUAAUGAUAUGAAUUAGCUCCAAUUUGGUUUACCCAAAUUACUAACUUAAUCUCAAUUUGCAAUUAUCCAAACUAAUUUAACCAUGACUCAAUGCUUCAGGCAAUAAGGCUUCUAUUGUAAGUAGUUAACCGCUUUGCAUAAAAUACUCUGUUUCUUUGUGAGUGAUUUGUUGAUGAUAUUGCCAAGCGGUUAAAUAAAUACGAAAACUUUCCAUUGACCUUGGCGAUUGAACUUCAAGAACAUGAUUAUUUAGACACCAAAAUCUGUAUUUUAGUUGCUAUGGAAACAAGAACAUUUGUUUGAUUUCAUUUCAUAGAGCAAUUUACAUACUACGAACUGAAAUUUUUUUUAAUGUAAUUUUUAAAUAAACAAGAAGUAUUUAAAUAUGACAGAAGAAUAAAUUGUCUCUUGUCUUAUCUUGUGCAUAUAAAAGGAUAGUUUGUACAAACAAGCGUCUGUUUCUGUUCCCACUCUAUCAGAAAACUGGUUCUAUUCCCUGUGAA